GCUUUUUAUCUACCUACAAAGGUAAUGAAGUGUACAACAAUUUAUUGCCAAAUACGGUCUAUCUGGAUCAAUGUCAUUGAUGUUACCUUUAAAUCAUAGUGCCAUUUCUAGAUCAUUUUAUCGAUAUAGUGGUCGAUUAACAAAGAGAGCUACAGCAUGGUAUCGUACCACUAACAUCUCAGAAGGAAAACGACUUAACUGGCUGCCCUCCACCAAUACGGUCGCGCUACAAAACAGACACUUUCCUCGAUCGGUUGAUAACUUAAGAAGCUUCACCACAACCAGAGCAUUAAAAAUGGCAUCCGACGAAGAUUACAUGGCAUUCUUAGACAAGGCGAACAAGAAUCCGAGCGAAGGAUAUACAAAGGCACAGGGUGCAAACAAGCAAGACUUUAAGGCGACAGACGAGGGAGCGCAAAUUCCUGCUGUUAUUCAGGAAGCUACUAAGGAUAGCUUCUACGUGAGCGACGCCGACGAACCGUUCGUACCUGUCUAUUUGGCAUGGGACGAGAGCGGCAAAGGUUUACCAGACGAAGAGGAAUUCGCAAUCUUGAUACACCAUCCAGACCCGUCAAAUGCGCAGAUUGAAAUUCAAGAUCCCGCGGACUGGGACACGCAGGGUCAGUAUAAGUCGAUCCUAGAUGCGGUGCGCAAAGCAGGCAAGGGGAACGACGUCCGAGUGUAUCGAGUCUCGAAAGGAGGCGUUAAAAUCGAGUAUUGGGUCGUCACGACGGAGGGUAUUGGACCAAGCGCGAAGCUUGUUGGUGUUAAGGCGCUGGCGAUUGAGAGCUGAUCAAUCGGAUAUGAUCACUGCCGAGGAAAAUAAAAUAGUAAAGCAUUAAAUGCACAUCUUAUCGAGUACCUAGGUAUGGAGAAGGAUGGAUCAUAGGUAGUUUCCGUUAAGCUUCAAUUUAUGCUAUAUUGAAUACCCCG
Molecule: messenger RNA, 933 nt
Organism: Daldinia loculata
Lineage: Eukaryota; Fungi; Ascomycota; Sordariomycetes; Xylariales; Hypoxylaceae
Exons: 2
Coding region: 71-793 (240 amino acids)
Source: RefSeq, a predicted model, not a curated record